AUGGACAACCACAUUCCAGAUCUUAAAUUCAGCUCGCUGGAAGCAAUUUCCACCUGCAUCUCUACCACUCGCAAGUCAUUCCUGGAACAUAGGACCCGCGAUGUCGACUUCCGUCUCGUCCAGCUCCGGAAACUCUACUGGGCCAUUAAAGACCACGAGGAGGAUAUUGUUCGGGCUUGCGCUCUGGACUUAAAGAAACCGCGUUUUGAGACUGAAGUCGCCGAAAGUGGCUGGCUGCUCAACGACAUCAUCUUUACUACCCGUAACCUGCAUAAGUGGGUGAAAGAUGAGAAAGCCCACGAUAUUGACCUCCCUUUCAAAAUCAUGGGGCCCAAAAUUCGGAAGGAUCCCCUAGGCUGCGUAUUGGUGAUCGGCACCUUCAACUUCCCCUUCCAGCUGACCUUGGGCCCUGUUAUUGGCGCUAUCGCUGCCGGUAAUACCGUUGUUGUUAAGCCCUCCGAAAAUGCCCCCAACAGCGCCUUUAUCAUACAAAAGAUCUGCGAGGCAGCCCUUGACCCUCUAUGUUAUUCCGUUGUUCAGGGAGGUGUAUCUGAGACGCAGGCUCUCCUGGCUGAGCGCUGGGAUAAGAUCUUCUUCACAGGCGGUGCUAAUGUUGGCCGUAUUAUUGCUAAGGCGGCAGCCCCUUACUUGACCCCAGUGGUCCUUGAGCUAGGCGGUAUCAACCCGGCGAUUAUCAGUAAGACGGCUGACCCGCGCCUGGUUGCGCGCCGUAUGCUCUGGGGCAAGACGGUGAACGCAGGUCAGCUUUGCACUUCACAAAAUUACCUGCUCAUCGAUAAGUGCCUUGUUCCUCAAGUGAUUGCAGAAUUCAAGAAAGCAUACGCGGAGUUCUACCCCCAGGGUGCUAAGAACUCGCCGGACUACUCACGAAUUAUUAAUAAAACCCAUUUCCAGCGCCUCACGUCUAUGCUUGAUAAAAGCAAGGGCAAGAUCCUGGUUGGCGGCACUGUUGAUGAGGAUGAUCUCUUUAUCGAGCCUACGGUUGUCCAGGUAGACUCUGUCGAGGACUCACUGUGCACACAAGAGAGCUUCGGUCCUUUCAUCCCGAUUGUACCUGUUGAGGACCUAGACGAGGCCAUCAACCUCGCCAAUAGUGUACAAAGCACUCCUCUUGGCCUCUACCCCUUCGGCUCGAAGGCCGAUGUUGCUAAAAGUACUUUCAAUCUUAUGUUCCCUGACCUCUCUAUAUGGCUUUUGUCUAACGAAUACCCUCUAGUUAUUUCCUCCACUCGCUCUGGCGGUGUCUCUUGUAAUGACGCUGCCCUACAUAUUCCCACAUUACCCUUCGGUGGCGUCGGCGAAAGCGGCUACGGUGCGUAUCGUGGUCGCUCCAGCUUCGACGUCUUCGUGCACCGCCGGCCUAUUACAAGCAGCCCCAGCUGGCUAGAGUCUAUCCUUGCUUUCCGCUACCCUCCAUACGCAGGUAAGCUGAACAGGUUGAAGACCAUCAGCGACUUAGUGCCUGACUUUGAUCGGAAGGGUCAAAAGCUGACUUUUGGCUGGCUGCGCUUUAUCCUGACGCUGGGGAGCGGAGGCGCGAAAGCCGGCGCUGGGGGUGCCCUUAUCAUUGCUCGUAAGUAG
Messenger RNA from Penicillium odoratum, 1602 nucleotides. Its product is annotated as aldehyde dehydrogenase family protein. Gene Ontology annotation, cellular component: cytoplasm. Bases 1 to 1602 code for a protein of 533 amino acids. NCBI's taxonomy places the organism in Eukaryota, Fungi, Ascomycota, Eurotiomycetes, Eurotiales, Aspergillaceae. Gene Ontology annotation, molecular function: aldehyde dehydrogenase (NAD+) activity. The transcript has 3 exons. The record is from RefSeq and is a predicted model, not a curated record. Gene Ontology annotation, biological process: aldehyde metabolic process.